ACUGCGCGCCGGAGCCCGUUCCGCGUCCCCGCCGCCGGGAGGAGGUGCCCGCACGCUCGCGGCGCGCGCCGGCCCCGGACUCGGCCUGUGGGCGAUUUCCUCCGGACCCAGGCUCCGCGCCCGAGGAGGAAGAUGCAGACCUUUCUCAAAGGGAAGAGAGUUGGCUACUGGCUGAGCGAGAAGAAAAUCAAGAAGCUCAAUUUCCAGGCCUUCGCCGAGCUGUGCAGGAAGCGGGGGAUAGAGGUGGUGCAGCUGAACCUCAGCCGGCCGAUCGAGGAGCAGGGCCCCCUGGACGUCAUCAUCCACAAGCUGACUGAUGUCAUCCUUGAAGCCGACCAGAAUGACAGCCAGUCCCUGGAGCUGGUGCACAGGUUCCAGGAAUACAUUGAUGCCCACCCUGAGACCAUUGUCCUGGACCCUCUCCCUGCCAUCAGGACCCUGCUUGACCGCUCCAAGUCCUAUGAACUUAUCCGCAAGAUUGAGGCCUACAUGAAAGAUGACAGGAUCUGCUCGCCGCCCUUCAUGGAGCUCACCAGCCUGUGCGGGGACGACACCGUGAGGCUCCUGGAGAAGAACGGCCUGGCCUUCCCCUUCAUCUGCAAGACCAGAGUGGCUCAUGGCACCAAUUCUCAUGAGAUGGCCAUCGUGUUCAACCAGGAGGGCCUGAGUGCCAUCCAGCCACCCUGUGUGGUCCAGAACUUCAUCAACCACAACGCCGUGCUCUACAAGGUGUUCGUGGUGGGCGAGUCCUAUACGGUGGUCCAGAGACCCUCGCUCAAGAACUUCUCUGCGGGCACAUCAGGCUCCUCCCCAGGACCGUCUCUCGUGCCCCCUGUCUGGACUGGCUCUGGUCGGAGCAGCGGGAGGACUGUCGGGCACACCAGGGUGGCCAGGGGCCUCUAUGCCCCGCUAGCGGGAAGGAUGCCAGACCGAGAGUCCAUCUUCUUCAACAGCCACAAUGUGUCGAAGCCGGAGUCCUCAUCCGUUCUCACAGAGCUGGACAAGAUCGAAGGUGUGUUCGAGCGGCCGAGCGACGAGGUCAUCCGGGAGCUGUCCCGGGCCCUGCGGCAGGCGCUGGGUGUGUCACUGUUUGGGAUUGACAUCAUCAUCAACAACCAGACGGGGCAGCACGCGGUCAUCGACAUCAACGCUUUCCCAGGCUACGAGGGCGUGAGCGAGUUCUUCUCAGACCUCCUGAACCACAUCGCCACCGUCCUGCAGGGCCAGAGCACGGGUGCAGYCGCCGCGGGGGACGCGGCCCCGCUGAGACACAGCAGGCUCCUGGCCGAGCAGGCGGGCAGCCUGGCAGGCGAGMGGACRUGCAGCGCCAGCCCGGGCUGCUGCGUGCUGGGCCAGGACGCGCCCUGGAAGACCGAGGCCGAGGCGGGCGCGGGCAGCGCUGCCAAGCUGCCGCACCAGAGACUGGGCUGCACCGYGGGCGUGUCCCCCAGCUUCCAGCAGCACUGCGUGGCCUCCCUGACCACCAAGGCCUCCUCGCAGUAGCCACAGAGCCAGGACCCAGAGGGUGGCGGAGCACGCCACUGGGCAUCGGCCCCCAACGGACGCUACUCAGAAUUCCCGAUGAUCUGAUGCCUUUUUUUAAAAUUUUUAACCUGA
Molecule: messenger RNA, 1617 nt
Organism: Urocitellus parryii (Arctic ground squirrel)
Lineage: Eukaryota; Metazoa; Chordata; Mammalia; Rodentia; Sciuridae
Gene: Itpk1
Product: inositol-tetrakisphosphate 1-kinase
Biological process (GO): inositol trisphosphate metabolic process
Cellular component (GO): cytoplasm
Molecular function (GO): ATP binding; inositol-1,3,4-trisphosphate 6-kinase activity; inositol-1,3,4-trisphosphate 5-kinase activity
Source: RefSeq, a predicted model, not a curated record